This is a messenger RNA of Camellia sinensis, 1744 nucleotides long. RefSeq names its product Protein kinase superfamily protein. The record is from RefSeq and is a predicted model, not a curated record. Gene Ontology annotation, molecular function: ATP binding; protein kinase activity. Gene Ontology annotation, biological process: protein phosphorylation. NCBI's taxonomy places the organism in Eukaryota, Viridiplantae, Streptophyta, Magnoliopsida, Ericales, Theaceae.
CAAGGAAACCCAAGUCAUUGUCGCCAGUCCAAGUCCGCUUUUUCACUCUCUUCAUCGUUAAUGGACACUUGUGGCUGCCCGUGUCCCACUCAAUUGUCAAACUCUCUGUUUUUUUUUUUUUUGAAAGGCCAAUUGUCAAACUCUCAAACUCGGAAAAGAAAGCUAUCCUCAUCUAAAUAAUACUGGUAUAUUAUAUACACAUUCACACACACACACACACAUAUAUAUAUAUUGUAUUUAGAUAUUAAUUAGUAAAUGGGUCUUUCCCAAUUCUUCUAUUCGUGCAAUCGCUCUCGAAUUCUUAAUCGACCAAACCCAACUGGGUUUUGUUAUUUGCGUAACGCGGUUCUAUUGAAAUCGCCACGAAAAACACAGGUGUUGGAUUGAAGAGAAGAUGUGAUUGCAAGCUAAGCUUUUUCAGUCCCUAUCAGAAGUGUUUGUGAGUGAAAGAGAUGAGUUGUUUUGGAGCAUUCAGUUCUUGCAAAGAGAAAUCUGAGGCUCAAACAGAAGAGAUUGCUACCAACAAUGUGAGGCUCUUUUCCUAUAAUUCGUUGAGGUCAGCAACAAGGGACUUCCAUCCAUCAACGAGAAUAGGCGGAGGUGGUUUUGGAGUUGUCUAUAAGGGAGUUUUACGGGACAGUACUCCUGUCGCCAUCAAAUGUCUAUCUGCUCAGUCAAAGCAAGGGACCAAUGAAUUUUUGACAGAGAUUAAUUUGAUUUCAAAUACCCGCCAUCCAAACCUUGUUGAACUGAUUGGUUGUUGUAUUGAGGGUAGAAAUCGGAUUUUGGUAUACGAAUAUCUCGAGAACAACAGCCUUGCUAGUGUUAUACUUGGUUCACAAAGUAAAUGUGUCACUCUGGCUUGGCCUAAGAGGGCUGCUAUUUGUAUGGGUACAGCUUCUGGUCUUGCAUUUCUUCAUGAGGAAGCCGAACCACCCAUUGUCCACCGAGAUAUAAAGGCUAGCAAUAUACUUCUGGAUGGAAACUUCCAUCCUAAAAUAGGAGAUUUUGGGCUGGCAAAACUUUUUCCAGAUAAUGUCACUCAUGUUAGUACUCGAGUGGCAGGAACAGUGGGAUACCUAGCCCCCGAGUACGCCUUGUUAGGACAGCUUACAAAAAAGGCAGACGUAUAUAGUUUUGGGGUUCUGGUACUUGAAAUAAUUAGUAGCAGAAGUAGCAGUAAGACAGCAUUUGGAGGGGAUCUUUUGGUUCUGGUGGAAUGGGCAUGGAAGCUCAGAGAAGAAGGUAGGCUUCUAGACAUUGUUGAUCCAGAACUAACUGAAUAUCCAGAGGACGAGGUAACGCGGUUCAUCAAGGUUGCGCUUUUUUGUACCCAAGCAGCUUCUCAUCAAAGACCUGGAAUGAAGCAAGUGGUGGAGAUGCUUUCCAAAGAUGUUAUCCUCAACGAGAAGUUAUUGACGGAGCCGGGGGUCUAUUUCACGAAUUCCUCUCGGCAUGGGGCUGGUGGCAGUUCACAGGAGACAUCAUCAAACAAAGGCAAGCAAUCAGUAAAUCCUUCUAUUAUUGUAAGCCAGUUGGAUAGUGUGACACAGAUGCUUCCUAGGUGAUUAAUGUACAGUACAGUGUCUUAAUCCAAAUUAUUUUUCUGUGUCAAUUUGUGACCUUUUUAAAACCUUUUUCUCUUCUAGGCGCCUUUAAAAUGGCAUUCUCUUUGGGAGCUUCUUCUGUUCUAUUCUUUUUUCCACAUAAUAAAUAUUUAAAUCUGCUCACCAUGGCUUCACAA